AAGUCAACAUGGCGUGCUUUUAUAGAAUAGGUUUGUAUCUGGGAAUGAUUAGUUUAAAUGUACCUGGAUCGCAUCAGCAAUCACCCAGCUCUCUUUUCCUGGUCUCGGUACCAGAACAGAUUCAUGCUGGGAUGCCUACGUCACUGGCAGUGACCAUCAUAGCAGAUUUCAGUGUCCGUGUCACAGCUGAGGUUGUGGAAGGCAAUGUCAAAAUGGAGAAGUCUGAGGAAUUUACUAAAGAUGUGACAGGAUUGCUUACGCUUCCUCCAAUUUAUGACUCAAAUCUUAAGAGUUCUUCUGUCACGCUGACUGUGAGGGGCUACAAAGGUGAUGAGGUUAUUUUUACCAACACCACAACUAUAGCAUUCAACCCUAGAAAUGUCACAACAUUCAUUCAGACAGACAGACCACGCUACCCUCCAGGGGACCGUAUGAGGGUCAGGGUGGCGUCAGUUGACUUGAAUAAUUAUCCCUACCAUGGCAAAGUGGAGCUCUCUAUAAAUAAUCCCAAUGGAAAUACUAUGGACAGGUUUCAGUCCAGUGGGAAUAAUGGGAUCCUGUUGCGGGAUUUCAUUCUACCCCAGACAGCUCCACUCGGACAGUGGACAGUCGUAGCAACAAUCAAUGGGCUGACAGAUGUAACAACAUUUUUUGUGGAACAUUUUGAGAAUCCUGUUUUUGACAUUUUGAUCAACACACCCUCUCAUGUUCUAAGUCAUGAGGAUAUUUUGGGAUCUGUGAGGGCCCUUUACUCCAGUGGGCAGCCUGUGCAUGGGAUAGUAAAGGUUACGCUCACACUUGUACCCACUACUGAUGAUGACUCUACCUUCACUUUGACUCGAACCAAAGAGAUUUAUGGGUCUGCACAGUUUCAUUUCAGUAAGGAUGAUCUGCACCCGUUAAUUGCAAAGAUACAAAGAGACAAAGAUGUUAUGGUCUCUGUCCAUGCUGCUGUUACUAGCAACUCCACAGGCAACAAAGGAAUUGAAGUGACCAAACAAGUUACAGUUCAAAUUUCCAAGGAGAUAUAUCGCCUAACAUUACAUGACUAUUCUCAAGCACUGAAGCCGGGAAUGCCGUUCUUUGCAAAGCUCAAGAUAUCUCGCUUUGACCAGCAGUCCUUGAGCUCUGUGGAUAUGCGUGAGUCUGCAUUGAUUGAAAUAACUCAGAGAACCUCAUCAGACGCUGGUGAACCCACAUCUCUCUCACAUCCGGUGCCUAAAGACGGGAUUGUCCGCCUGGGCUUCAGAUUACAGGCUGAAGUAGAGGCGCUUUUUAUCCAGGCAAGAUUCCAGUCCAGCAUUGUAGCUCUAAAUCUCUCUAAAACUCACCCAUCUCCAAGUGCCUCCUAUAUCCAGAUCUAUCCAAUAAAUUCCACACAGAUAGGAUCACCUGUUCAGAUAACCUUGGAGAGCUCAGUCCAGCUCAAACUGCUUCACUAUGUGGUGAAGUCCAGGGGGCAGGUUGUGGCUGCUGGGACAAAGGAGUUUGGUUCUUUCUCUCUGACUCCCACAGCAGCCUGGGCCCCUCAGGCCUGUGUGACCAUCUACUAUGUUCUUGCUAAUGGAGAGAUCCUGAGUGACACUGCAGAUAUUCUGGUCAAACAACAACAGAUCUCUCUCAGCUGGAGCAGUAACAUGGCCCAGCCGGGGGAGCAGAUGACCCUCAGUGUCACUGGGCCUGAGAGUGGCUCUGUGGUGGGCAUUGUCAUCAUGCGCACGCACGACUCCACUCCAGAGGUUUCCACACACUUUGAAGUGGAACAGGAAUGUUUUGUUCAAAUGUUGACAAAUGGCAAAUUGUAUAAAACAAGAUCAUUCGAUGGAUCUACUCAAGAUAUGAUUGAGAAAUAUUGGUACCACUUUAUGGAUGGAGCUGAAUCUCUGCUGUGGUUAGAUGCAACAAUGAGUGAUACUACAUGGACGAGUGAGAAAAUAACAGUGCCAGAUGGUGUGAACUCCCUCAGAGCUGCAGCUUUCGUCAUGUCCCAACGACACGGACUGGGCUUCACAUCACAGAAACUGUCUAUUACCAAAGACUUCUCUCUGUCUCUCAAUGUGCCUCCAUAUCUUAUUAGAGGAGAGGAGAUUGUACUGGAGGUCAACAUCGUCAACCAUCUGCACAGGGACCUUGAGGUCAUCUUACUGCUGGCGGAAAGUGAUGCGUUUGAGUUUGUCAUGGCAGAACGUGGGAGUCUCUCAGUUGUGAAUGCUCAAAAGCUGACAUUAGGAAGCCACGUCUCUGCUAAAGCCAUGUUUCCUGUCAAAGUGACCGCUUUAGGAGAGGUGGACAUUUCAGUGGAUGCUGUAUCUGCAGAUGCAUCAGAAAGUCUGGUUUGGACUGUCUUUGUGAAGCCUGAGGGAGUUGAAGAAUCAGUUUCGGAGAAUAUUUUUUUGGAGCUGCCACCUUCUAUGAACACUUUCUCCAGGUCUACUGCCUUUACUUUUCCAGCAGGAGUGAUCUCAGACAGCUGCAAGGCCUAUCUGGCUAUAGGAGGGGACUUACUGGCCUUGUCUUUUCACCAGUUGGACUCCCUAGUAGACCUGCCUCUUGGUUGUGGAGAGCAAAACAUGGUCCACUUCGCUCCCAGUAUUUAUGUUUUGCGAUAUUUGAUGAUGUCUGAUCAGGAUGAUGCCGAGAUCAGGAGCAGGGCUAUGAAGCAUUUAGAAGAAGGAUAUCAGCGGCAGUUGGCAUACCAGCGAAGUGAUGGCUCCUUUGGGGCUUUUGGAGCUAGUGACAGUUCUGGCAGUACAUGGCUGACAGCAUUUGUGGUGAAGUGCUUCCAGCUGGCCCAGACCUAUAUCACAGUGGACCAGAAUGUUCUGACCAGAGCCAGAGAUUGGAUGCUUAAACAACAGGGAGCGGAGGGAGUAUUCAGAGAGGUGGGAACAGCCAUGCACACAGAGAUGCAGGCUGGACUGGACGAUGGUCCUGUGGCACUCACUGCAUACGUUCUGAUAACUCUACUGGAAGAUCCGGUCACUGUUGGAAGAUACGCUGACCAGAUUUUGCUGGCUCAAAGCUACCUGGAGAACAAAAUAUCCACAGAGGUUGUCAGUAACUAUAGUCUUUCUCUCACUGCAUAUGCCUUAUCCAUUGCCAACAGUCCAAAGGUGUCUAUGGCUUUGGAAGAGCUCAGUAAGAGGGCGGACAAUCAAGAUGGAAGCAUGAUAUGGAUGUCCUCUGGUGGCACUCGGUCACAUGAGCAGUCUCACUCAGUUCAGAUUGAAAUCGCUGCAUACGUUCUUCUGGCAUAUUUGAAUAGUGGGGACAUUGUGAAGGCAAUUCCUGUCAUGAAAUGGCUCUGCAACCAAAGGAACCAUCUUGGAGGGUUUUUUAGCACACAGGACACAAUGAUAGCUCUCCAGGCUUUGGCACAUUUUGCUGCUUUCAGUGGAGCCAUUGCUAUUGACCUCAGUCUUAAGAUAACAGACCCGACCACCACAUUUUCUUCCAUUUUUCAUAUUAACAUAACCAACUACCGCAUGUACCAAAGCCAAGAGAUUGAUGUUAAUGACGAUCUAAAACUUGACAUAUACAUGGAAGGAAGAGGAUUUGCUACAUUUCAGAUGAAUAUUUUCUACAAUAUGGACAGCAAAACUUUUUCGGAAAACCUCCAGAACAUCAUGAACGAGGAGGCCUUCUUAUUAAAUGUGGAUGUUUACACUCAAGGAAAUGAGUACAACCGAUUGCAGUUAUCUGUUUGUAUGAGACUCAAGGACACUGAGAAGAUUUCCAAGACAGGGAUGGCCAUUCUGGAUGUGGGCAUGCUCAGUGGAUUCACCAUUUCCCCUGGAGCCACUACACCAACAGACCUGAUCCCCAAGACGGAGACGUUAUCUGACAAAGUCAUCCUUUAUUUUCACACUCUUAACACUACAGAGGUCUGCAUCACACUUCCCCUCAUUAGGAUUUACAAGGUGGCUCAAAUACAAGAUGCAGUAGUGCGUGUUUAUGAUUACUAUGAACCAACGAGAAAAGCCACCAGGACAUACAAUCUGGAUAACCUGAGGACCUUGGACUCCUGUGUGUUCUGUGGUGAGGACUGUGAGCUGUGCAAGCCUGGAGUCUCUAUCAUUGUGUCUGGUAUAACGUCCCAUUCUGUAAUUAGCACCACCAACAGUUUGAUGUGUCUACUUUUAACUGCUAUUUGUAUGACUGGCUGAUUGGUAUCUAGAUGGUUUAUACAAAGAAAAUGGGUAUUUUUGUGCAAUG
Periophthalmus magnuspinnatus is the source of this 4215-nucleotide messenger RNA. Its product is annotated as CD109 antigen. Bases 9 to 4166 code for a protein of 1385 amino acids. Lineage: Eukaryota; Metazoa; Chordata; Actinopteri; Gobiiformes; Gobiidae. The transcript is spliced from 32 exons. Gene Ontology annotation, cellular component: extracellular region. The record is from RefSeq and is a predicted model, not a curated record. Gene Ontology annotation, molecular function: endopeptidase inhibitor activity.